ACGCCGCCAUGUUGGUUCAGUUCGACCUUUGACCUGCAGGUCAUGCUGAGGUCAAGAAGAUGGCUGCCCCCAUCCACAGAUGUGCCUGCCGGAUUAUACUAAGAUCUCGGAUAAGUCGAGUGCAGAGUGACGCUAGGGCCCUCAAUACGUCAGGAAUAGCUGGAAAUAAGCCCCAAACUGCACCUACGGAACAAAAGGCUUCAGGGUCUGAAGAAGUUCCACUUGUCAUCCCCAGGAAAAAGAGAUGGGAUAAGCUUGCAGUCUUGAAGGCACUUUCAACCACUGUCAAAAGGGAUCCCACUUCUGUGGACUACAAUUUUAUUGAUGAUCCCUACUUGAUUCCAAGAACAACCAUGCAGUAUAAAUGGUUUUCUCUAGCUAAGGAGUCUGGACAGAAGGCAGCUGAGUUCUUCAUCCACAGAAAUCCACAGUACUUUCAGCAGGAAUUUGCUGAACCUCCCAUAGAGGACAGUGAAGAGCCCCCCAGACGUAAGGGUAAUGUGAAGGGGAGAAUGAGGAGGGCAAAUGAGCCUGCUGUACAUCGCUGGAGGGAUGGAGAUGAUGCAGACAGACUGUUCAACUCCCUUGCUGAACCAAGCGCUCGCAACUAUUGCAGCCUCAUCAAGGGUCUAGUCAAGUACGAGGCAGCGGACCAGGCCUUUAGAACAUAUAAUGACAUGCAGCAGAAAGGAUUACGAGCUGAUGCAUCCACCUACAAUGCUCUUAUCAAAUCAGUCAAGGAGGUCAGAGACCGGUAUGAGGAGAGAUGGGACCUUGUUCAGCAACUGCUGAAUCAGAUGAGACUGGAGAAGAUCAGGCCCACUCUGCAGACCUUCAACGCCACGCUGAGGUCUAUCCGCUUCUGUGGCAUGACUGGUAGGAAGUCAUGUUUAGAUGUUCUCAGGGAGAUGGCUCACCUGGGGAUAGAACCAUCGCUGGCCACUUAUAAUCACAUAAUGUCCAUCUUCAAUCCAUCCAAUUCACCGCCAAGUCAAAUGCUGUACCAGAUAAUGGAUGAGGUGGAAGGAAAGGAGUUUACAAUACAAGACCAGGAUGACAGUCGUUUCUUUGUGGAUGCCAUGAACAUGUGCCUCCGCAUGAAUGAUGUUGAGCUUGCCUAUCGGCUGCACAAGUUACAGGAGACAGGGGAAAACUGGAGGCUCCUGGGAGAUGCAUACAUACAGUCUGUGUACUAUGGAAAGUUUCUGAAUCUCAUCUGUCAGAUGGAGGGAGGAGAGGAGAUGUGGAAGUGGUACAGGAACCUGGUGCCCUCGGUGUAUUAUCCAAAUGUGCCUUCAAUCUUAAACAUCCUGAAGUCACUGGAGGUCAGCAACAUGCAUCACAAGGUCACAGACUUGUGGGAAGAUAUUCGGUCCCUGCAGCACUUUAACAAGCAGGAGUUAGUGGAGGCUGUUCUUGAGUUCAUGGCCAGGGAGAAACAGUCCCCUGAGAUCCAACUGCUGUUCAUGCCAGUUGUACAAAACAUCAAGGACAACAUUGAGUUUUACUACAAGGCAACAGCCCCAGCUCGCAGAGCAACUCUAAGCUGGAGCUCCGAGUCUCUGAGCAAUCUCUUGGUCCUGUUUCUCAGAGCUGGGCAACUCAAGAAGGCCAGUGAGAUGCUUCCAUUGUUCAAGGAGUAUACCAAAACUCCAAGGGCUGAGGCUAUGGAGGAGUACCUGGCUGUCUGUGUUGAAGCUAAGGACAAAGCCAAAGCAAAGGCUGGUUUGAGCGUCGCUGUUCACUGUGGACUUCCCAAGAUCGUGGAAUAUGCUGAGAACCUGAAAUCUGCCAUGACUGAAAUAAAACAGAGUGAGAUAGAUGCUAUCCUCAAGGAAGAGCUCGGUGUGGGAGCAGAAGAAGUGAAGACCAACCAGUAACUCUGUACAAGCAGAAAACUGUCAUUGACAUGUUGAACAAGAAACAGACUUGCAUUGAAAAAAACACAUAAGUAGUGCUGAAGAAAGUUUUGAGUUACUUUGCAAGUUGCCCAGUGUUAUAUUAAAGCUAGUGAAUUAUCUUUA
Branchiostoma floridae (Florida lancelet) is the source of this 2024-nucleotide messenger RNA. RefSeq names its product pentatricopeptide repeat domain-containing protein 3, mitochondrial-like. Gene Ontology annotation, cellular component: mitochondrion. Gene Ontology annotation, biological process: mitochondrial translation. The record is from RefSeq and is a predicted model, not a curated record. NCBI's taxonomy places the organism in Eukaryota, Metazoa, Chordata, Leptocardii, Amphioxiformes, Branchiostomatidae. Gene Ontology annotation, molecular function: ribosomal small subunit binding; rRNA binding; protein binding.